GACAGGCAGUGUGGCCCAGUGGGUUAGUGGGUUCAGCCGCCGCUUGUGAGUCCCGGUGCUCCGUGUCUGAUCCAGCUCCCUGCUCGUGCGCCUGGGAAAGCAGCGGGGGACGGCUCAGAUAUUUAGGUCCCUGCCACCCAUGGGGGAGACCUGGAUAGAGCUCCUGGCUCUGGCUUGGUCCAGACUUGGCUGUUGUGGCCAUCAGGGGAGUGACCCAGCAGACCCUCUCCCUCUCACUCUGCCUUUCAAAUAAAUAAACAUUAAAAAGAGUUAAAAUGUAACAAUACCAUGAUAUUCCUAAUAAUUUUAACAAUAAUUAUUUAAUAGAAUUAAAUCUAUUGUUUAAAUUUCUGCAAUGGUAUCCUCCCACACACUUUUUUUUCCCCAGUUGCUGGGUUAAAAUUGACACCCAAGGGUGAGCGUUGUGGGUCCGCUGCUUGGGACACCGCCAGCCCGGAUCAGAGCGCCGGUUCGAGUCCUGGCUGCUCUGCUUCUGCCCCAGCUUCCUGCUAACGUGCACCCUGCGAGGCAGUGGUGGUGGCUCAAGCACUUGGGAGACCUGGAUGGAGUCCCUGGCUCCUGGCUUCAGCUUGACCCACUUCAAGCUGUUGUGACCGUUUUGUGAAUGAACCAGUGUUUCUCCCUAGUGCUCUGCCUUUCAAAUAGAUAACAUAAAUCUUUUUUAAACAUUUAAGCUCCAAACAAGGCAUAUAUCUUGCAUUCAUUUGCUCUCUCUAUUUAGUUGACAGAGAGAGGGAGGGAGAGACAGAUCUUCCAUCUGCUGGUUCACUCCCGCUCUGGCUGCUGGGUCAGACUGAAGCCCCGAGCCAGCCAGAACUCCAUCUGGGUCUCCCACGUGGGUGCGAGGCUUUCCCAGGCGCAUCAGCAGGGAGCUGGGUCAGAAGUGGGGCGGCCCGGACGCCUAUGGGACACCGGCAUCUCAGGCAGGGGCUUAACCUGCCACGGCGCCGGCCCCUGCUCUGUCUCUCCAGGCCCGGUUUCCCAGGGCACUUGUUAAGGAAGGCGGGGUGCUGGCAAGGAUGGCUUCUGGGAGUGGGGGAGGGGCGGCGUUGGCAUGCAGGGAGCAGCAGGACACAGAGGCCCAUCUCCCUUAGCGGGGACAGGCCGGGGCUGCCAGGGAGGGGUGCCAGAGCGGAGGGGAAGCGGCCAGGGGGCUUGGGCUGCUGGGGAGGGGUCAGGCUGCAGGCAGCAGGGGGCAUAGGGUCAAAAAGGAACCGGAUGUCUGUGCAGGGGGGGCGGAGGGAGAGGUGAGGGCCAGAACCCAGCUCCUCCCCGCCUGGCCCGGCCCCAGGAGCCCCUCCCCGGCCUCGCAGCCACGAUCCACCGCAGGGCCAGGCCUUCAGCUCCCUGCACAAUGCCGGGGACCCGUGGGCCAGGGCCCUCACUCGGCCUCCUCCUCCUCCUCCUCCUGGGCCCUGCGGGGGCCGCUGCUCCACGGCGCAGGUUUGAGUACAAACUCAGCUUCAAAGGACCGGGACUGGCACCGCCUGGGGCUGGGAUGUCUUUCUGGAGCCACCAUGGAGAUGCCAUCCUGGGCCUGGACGAAGUGCGCCUGGCGCCGUCCCUGAGGGACCGGGGUGGCGCCGUGUGGAGCAGGGUCCCUGUCCUGCUGUCUGCCUGGGAGGUGGAGGUGCAGCUGAGGGUGACGGGACCGGGGCGCCGGGGGGCCCAGGGUGUGGCUGUGUGGUACACGCGGGAAAGGGGCCGAGUGGGCUCUGUCCUGGGGGGGCCAGCCUCGUGGGACGGCAUCGGGAUCCUCUUGGACUCCUCGGCCGGGGACACCCAGGACAGCCCUGCCAUCCGCGUGCUGGCUGGUGACGGGCACAGCCCCAGCACACAGCUCGGGGGUGGGGCCAGCCGGGUGCUGGGCCUCUGUCGCCGGGACUUCCGGAACCGGCCAUACCCCAUCAGAGCACGGAUCACCUACUGGGGACAGAGACUGCGUGUAUCCUCCAACAGCGGCCUCACUCCCCACGACCCUGAUGAGGUCUGUGUCGAGGUGGGGCCCCUGCUAUUGGCCCCUGGAGGAUUCUUUGGGGUCUCGGCAGCCACUAGCACCCUGGCAGAUGACCACGACGUCCUGGCCUUCCUGACCUACAGUCUGCACGAGCCGGGCCCGGAGGCUCCCCCGCAGCCACUCCCAGAGGCGGAGCAGCUCCGCCUGGCCAGGCGGCUGGAGGCGCUGCGGGCAACCCUGGCCCUGGGCGCUCGGGAGGACGUCGUUCCGAAGCCGGACUCCGGUGCUGUUGUCCCGCCCCCACCCCACGGGCUGCCUGACCCAGCUCUGCCCCACCCCCCAGGGGAAAGGCUCAGUGACCUGGAGGAGAGCCUCAGCCGGCACAGCCGGGUCCUGCAGGCCCUCGGGGGUCUCUCUGAGCAGCUGGCCCAGGCACGGAGGCAGUGGAAGCAGCAGCUGGGGGCCCCAGGCCAGGUCCGGCCAGAGGGAGGCUGGGACUCUGCCCAGCUCAGCACCCUGUUCUGUGGACAGCGGACUCUGCUCCAGGCCCUGCGAGAGAUGCGGGAUGCCGCGGCUCUGAUGGCCUCGGGAGCACGGGUCUCCUUCCUGCCCGUGGGCACCAAGCACCACUUCUCAGAGCUGAGGCAGACCCUCGGGCUCCUGCAGACGGACCUGCGGAGUGUGGUGAAGACAGCAGUCCAGGCCCCCUGCCAGCCCGGCGGGUGCCCAGGGGUCUCCUCCUGCCUGCGGCCCAGCGUCCUCCUGCUCUUCCUCCUCGCCCAGACUGUGGCCUUCUUCUGCUACGUCCACUUCAGACAGGAGCUGGACAAGCGCUUUCGGGAGUGUCUGUCCAGAGGCGGCCUUCCUCAGGGCCCUGCCCCACACAUCGCGAGCGCCCUGGGGGCUCUCAGGAGGCAGCCCCUCUCCCCCAACACGCAAGCCUGACCACAGCCCCUUCUCACUGGCGAGUGGGCAGCGUGGCGUCUUCUGUGUGCCCAGCUCCCGCUCACACCUCAGCGGCUGGCAAGCUCCCGCCUUAUUAAAAGUGAUCCCUGCCUCCCCAAGCUCUGACACCAUCACUGACCUCCCAGGUUCCCCUUGAUCUCUCCCAAAGGCGUCCGCCUCCUCUGGGUAGGGAGCGAGGUGUGUGUGAGGCCAAGGGAUGGACUGACCCCUCAAACGCCUGCACUUAUAGGGGCAGCAGGAGCCACAUGUGUGUAUCAUUCUCCCCAAACGCACCCAGAACAAGGAGAGGCAUCUCCCACGCACCCCCACCCCCCGCAGCUCCAGGGGCAGCAGGGCAGGUGCAGGAGCGAGCACCCUGGGAGCCCCUC
Oryctolagus cuniculus (rabbit) is the source of this 3312-nucleotide messenger RNA. The record is from RefSeq and is a predicted model, not a curated record. Lineage: Eukaryota; Metazoa; Chordata; Mammalia; Lagomorpha; Leporidae.